Panicum virgatum (switchgrass) is the source of this 2049-nucleotide messenger RNA. RefSeq names its product F-box/LRR-repeat protein At2g43260-like. Gene Ontology annotation, molecular function: protein binding. The record is from RefSeq and is a predicted model, not a curated record. Lineage: Eukaryota; Viridiplantae; Streptophyta; Magnoliopsida; Poales; Poaceae. The transcript has a single exon. Bases 540 to 1787 code for a protein of 415 amino acids.
CCACCGCAGUGCGCUGGGAACUUUCCCCACCUUGCUGGCCGGCCACCGCGCACGCACGGCACGACUAGCUACGUGUGUGGGUGGGGCGUACCUGCGCGACGGUUUUGCCUCUGGCCUCGGCGAUCUCGGCGAGCACCGGGGGCUCGAGCACGGCGUUGCCUUUCCCGUCCCAGGUCUGGCCUCCCAGCGGCGGGCGAGUACGCCGCGACGUGGAUGCCCUUGUCGGCGCAGUACGACCUCAGCGUCCGCUGCUUCCACACCGGGUUCAGCUCCACCUGCAGAUCAAACAGGAGAGGACGCAGCGAGAAUGCGGAUGGAGGGUCGCAGUGCUUGUUGUGUACUAUUUAUCUUGGAUCAUGGAAGGACGAUGGUGUCCAUCGAAUUCCGAGUCCGUUUCCAAUCCUCUGCAGUUUGGAUUGGAUCUCGUGACGUGCUUGUUCGCUCUGGUCACAAUCAUCAUCCCCGACCCGGAUUCGGCCGGCGUGCCUCCAUGAUAUACACCUCUACCAGCAGAGGAGCAUGCAGCAGGCAGACGAUCGAUGGAGAAGCGCCGCCGCCGGAUCACGGUCACGGCUGCGGCCAGCAUCAUCCCGGACGACCUGCUGGUCUCCGAGGUCCUCGUCCGCCUCCCGGCCAGGUCCCUCGCGCGCUGCAGGUGCGUGUGCCGCUCCUGGCGCGCCGGGAUCGCCGCCGCCGCCUUCGUCCGCCGCCACCUCGAGCUGUCCCGCGCGGCGCAGUACCACCACCCCUCCGUGCUCGCCAUCCCUCGCCGGAUCGACUCUCUCGACAACCGCGCCACGUGCGAGGACAUCAGCUUCCACCGCCUCCUCCUGCCGCCGCCAGGACCACGACGCCGGGCACGGGCUCCGCCGGAGAUCGUCCACGCCGAGCUCGUCUUGGAGAAGGCCUGGCCCGAUGAGGGCAUCACGCGCCUCAUCGACCCCGCGCACUGCGACGGCCUGGUCGCCGUCGCCACCGUCACCGACAGGGUGUUCGUCUGCAACCCGGCCACCGGAGAGUUCGUCGCGCUGCCGCUUGGCAGCCACAACGCCGAGCUGGAUCACUACGACUACGAUAAUUUCGUCCCGCAGGUGGCCCUCGGCUUCGACCGGUGGCGCAAACACUACGUCGUCGCCAGGUACUUCUACCGGACGUACGCCGGCGGCGGCCAGGACGAUGACGUCGGCCACGAGGUGUUCGCUCUCGGAGCCGGCGGCGGCGGCUCAUGGGAGCCGACGCAGGACCCGCCGCACGCCGUGGGAGUGCAGAGGCCGAUGUGCACGCGGCGGGCCUUCUACUGGCACGCCGACGAGCCGGAGCCGCGGCUGAUGCGGUUCGGCCUGCGGGACCGGGCGUUCGCUGUGGUGCGGCGCCCUCCCACCGGCUGGAACCCCGUCGACGACAUGCUGGACCUGGAGGACGGGAGCAAGCUCUGCUACGUGCACGCCGCCGCGGACGCGUCGUUCCAGGUCUGGCUGGCCGACGACGACGACGAGGAGCUGCGGUGGUCGCUGCGCUGCCGCAUCGACCUCCUCGACCCGGACCCCGGCGUCCAGUACAACUUGAUGCCGGUGGCCGCCGCCGACGACGGGGACACCCUGGUGGCCCACGCCAUCGGCACGCUGUGGAAGUACGACAUGGGGAACCAAGGUGCGGAGGAAGCGGUGGUGGAGAUGCACAACGUGAUGUACGGCCGUCGGGACGGAUCCAAGUUUUUUCUGGCCCAGUCAUUCCAUUCCGAACACCACAUCCUGCCUUACAUUGAGAGUUUGGUCGCGAUCGCUUAGAGCACGUAACUGCUAAGCUGAUAACAGCACCAAGUUGAUCAAACACAAUGAUGGCCUGGAACUCGAUCUGACUCCAUCUUUACCUAUUGUAGCUUGCUGCAGGUAUAGUUUGACGAUAGACAUACAGCCAUACUAUGUAUCUUUUGUUUGUGUCAUUAAUUUGGUUUAGUGGCGAGCAGUUCCAAUAUGUUCAUAACUUCGUACUCAUGAAGUUAAUGGCAUCUUAAUACGUCAUUUGAACUCGAUCACCGUCAUUUGGUUC